UUUACACCGCACCUCAUGCUGUAGUGCGGUGUAAACUAAUCAGGAAAAGCCUGUUUAGUUGUACAGUUUUGUGGGAGGAGAGAUAGUCAAACACCCGCUUGUCACAUGAUUGCAAAGCACUUAUUACAAGUUCGGACUGCUGACCGUUGUACCUUGUGUUUAAAACUCGGCUGUGUAGGAGUUAAUCACUUACCAACCAACUGUAUGCAACAUGAAUGUAUGUACCCGUCAUACCAGUAAAUAGACGGCUGCAGCUGGACGGUAUCAACUGCUGCUCCUGGAUUUAGACCCCGAAAAAUAUCAGUGCCCAUGAAAGCAGUUGUUUCUGUCUAUGUCUCUGUUAAAACAGCAGCCUUGUGCCUUAUAGCUGCAAGGGGAGGCGCUCGAUGGAUUUCCAAAGAUUAUGCACUUUUGAAAGUUUCAAGCAGGUCUGGAGUCACUACGGUUACGGGGGAAACUUGAAAGACGUGAUUGAGCAGGAGUUCGCACGGAUUAAAGGAAUAACAUAUCUGGAUCAUGCAGCAACUACUCUGUACCCUGAGUCUCUCGUCAGGAACUACUGCCAGGACAUUUCAAGGAAUGUGUACGGAAAUCCUCACAGCCAUAACCCCAGCAGCACACUGACACAUGACACCGUGGAGAGGGUCAGAUACAGGGUAUUGCAGCAUUUUAACACUACCCCUGAGGAGUAUUCUGUGAUUUUCACUUCUGGUUGUACGGCUGCUCUCAAAUUAGUGGCUGAGAUUUUUCCCUGGAGGCCACAGACUGUGAGUGAAGCAGGGAGUCACUUCUGCUACUUCACUGACAGCCAUACCUCUGUAGUUGGUAUAAGAGGACUGACUUCUGCCCGGGGGGUAGUUGCCCUGCCUGUCUCCCCCCAGGAAGUGGAAAACCGAGCAAAGGAUGAGGCUCAAGGUGAAGAUGUUAUUUGCCAGACGCCACACCUCUUCUGCUACCCAGCACAGAGCAACUUCUCUGGGAGGAAGUAUCCUCUUAGCUAUGUGCAAGGCAUCCAGGCGAGACGCCUUUACCCAGCAUGUGACCACCAGGGCCGUUGGUUUGUGCUGCUUGAUGCAGCCUCGCAUGUCAGCUGUUCCCCUCUAAACCUAAAGGACUGUCCUGCUGAUUUCAUUCCCAUCUCCUUCUACAAGAUGUUUGGCUUCCCUACGGGUCUGGGCGCCCUUCUUGUCCAUAAAGACGCAGCGGGCAUACUAAAAAAGACUUACUUUGGAGGAGGCACAGCAGCAGCUUAUCUUUCUGGAGAAGAUUUUUAUGUACAUGCAGCAAAUAUUUCUGACAGAUUUCAAGAUGGGACUGUUUCUUUCUUGGACAUCAUUGCUCUAAAUCACAGUAUUGAAGCUCUUGACAGGAUCACAGGUGGUAUGCACAACAUCCAGCAGCACACGUUUGGCUUGGCACGCUACACUUACAUGCUGCUGUCAAGUCUUUGCCAUGGCAACGGACGACCAGUGGCUCAGAUAUACACUGAAGGCCAGUUUGAGAGUCCAAGCACACAGGGCGCAAUCUUAAACUUCAACAUCAUGGAUCCUCAUGGGCAGAUAAUUGGAUAUACUCAGGUGGACAGAAUGGCCUGUCUGUACAAUAUUCAUGUGCGCACAGGUUGCUUCUGUAACACUGGAGCCUGUCAGUCUUUUCUUGGGAUCACCAAUCAGCAAAUGAGGAGAAAUCUGCAGGCCGGCCAUGUCUGCGGAGACAGCAUUGACCUGGUGGACGGCCAGCCGACCGGAUCUGUUCGCGUGUCCUUUGGCUACAUGUCAACAUUUGAAGACUGUCAGAAGUUCCUGAACUUUGUUGCUGAGUGCUUUGUGGAGAAACCAGUCACAGUGGACCAAGUGAGACUAGAGAAGCUUAAAACAGCCGCAGAAGUAUCCCAAGGCUCAAAUGAGGAUCCUCCGAUCAAAAUCACAAAUGGAGAAAUAUGUAAAGUAGAUGAGAAGAAGAAGCCUACAGAAGUGCCACAGAGAGGGUUUGGACACAGAGAGUCAAACAGCCACAGGGAGGCUUAUACUCUGACCAACAUCUACAUAUAUCCCAUCAAAUCUUGUGGAGCACAUGAGGUACACGGCUGGCCAGUGGGACCGCUGGGUUUACUGUAUGACAGAGGCUGGAUGGUGGUGAAUAGAAACGGUGUGUGCCUGAGUCAAAAGAGAGAGCCGCGUUUAUGUCUCAUUCGCCCAAAAGUCCACGUGCCCUCAAACAGAUUGUUCCUGCAGGCAUCAGGGAUGGAUACCAUUUCGGUUCCCCUGGAAAACAACACUCAAAUGCACACUAGCCAUGACGUGUGUCAGAGUAAAGUUUGUGGUGACAGGGUGGAGACUGUCGACUGUGGGGAUGAGGCUGCAUCAUGGCUUUCAGACUUCCUUGGACAGCCAUGCCGUCUGAUAAGACAAAGUCCUGAUUUCACCCGAGACAUGAAGAAGAGGCCUAGUGGAGCUUCCACCUCCACGUCCCUCUCCCUGGUGAAUGAAGCUCAGUAUCUCAUGAUCAACCGUGCCAGUGUGGAGCUCAUUCAGAAACUAAUGAGCAGCAGGCAGGACGAUUCUGAGGGUGAUCAGCUCCUCGACACACAGAAUGUCAUUAGCCGCUUCCGAGCCAAUUUAGUCAUCGCUGGAAUAGAACCAUUUGAGGAGGAUAAUUGGUCACACUUGAUUAUUGGCAACAUUCGAUUCAUGGUCGCAGGUCAGUGUGGAAGGUGCCAGAUGGUUGGAGUAGACCAAGACACUGGGACCAAAACAAAAGAGCCACUAUUGUCUCUGUCAGCCUACCGCACCAGGAAGGUAACAUUUGGUGUGUACCUGACCCAUCAGCUGCCAGGGGGCUCCGCUACAGCAAAUGUCCUCUCUGCUGGUUCCUUCAUACAGCCACACAGUUCUUGAAGUGCUCAUCUGUAACAUCCUCUUAUUUUAACUGACUCCUUUUUGUCCUAAGUGGUCAUUGCUGCACUGCAUGUCCUAAAGUUCACCUGUCAAACACUGUGGGGACUUUCUAUAGAUGCUGCUCUUUUCUUUGAGCGUGAAGCCCUGUCCUUUUCAUACCAGGACAUUCAGAUUUCAUUUUAUCUAAGUCUGUUUUGAUGGGAAAUGAAUGAGAUUUUUUGAUUCCACCCCCACCCCCGGUGGUUCUGUCUUAGAAUGUGUGAAAAAAGUAGAUAUGAAGUAUAAUUAUAAUUUGAAUGUAUUACAAACCAAAACAUGUCAGGCUUGAGGCAAUAAUAACAGGCAGUUCUCCCAGGCAUUUCCUCCUCUGUUCAUUCCCACGGAAGAUUAUUUAUUCCAAACACACCAUCAGGGUUACAGCUGCCACAAAUCUAAAACAUAUUGCUCUCUGUGAUGGGAAGACCUCCCAGUCACGCAGUGCUCCCAAAGUGCUGCAAAUUUGGACAGAUUUAAUGCCAGAAAAAGUUCUAAUUUGAUGUAAAGGGGACAAAACAUUUGUAUUACCUGAAAAUUGGUAAGGUUUACCCAGAGUCAUAUGAUUGUACAAUAAGUCCAUGUGUGCUCAACUGAUCUGUCAAGGUCUGGCAGUAAAUUUGCUUCUGCAGAUUGCUCACUUGUGUUGUAGUUAUAGGAACAGCGGCAUGAGGAGGUUGCAGUGUGUCCCAAGGUUUUGUAUUGCUUGUAGCACGUUUGCACUGCUUGUAGCAUAUAACAUGUUAAAUGGUACAGAGAAAUCAUAUGUAUAAUUGUAUGCACAGAUUGGAUAGGGUCAAAAGGUAGAGAAUGAUAAGUUGGAUUCCAAACAGGAAUCAGGAACAGGAAAGUUCAAGUUAAUAUAGAGAUGGAUGACAAAUUAAAAGAAGUACAUGAAGCGAAGUGUCCUAUCAAAGUGUUGCAAGUCGCUCAAAUUCUGAACUGAACUGAAGGAAUGAGCACAAUUCUUCCAAAAGAUAUUCCCAUAGGCCAUAGGAUAUGCUAUGUAAUUAUUACCCUUCAUUGAUGCAUUUCACAUUUUAAAGUUACUCUGUGCACUCUGACAAUGAAUGUUGUUGAGAAGUUCUAAUUGUUUCUAAUCGGUGAUUUCUAUUGUUAUAUGUGCAUGUUUUAUUUAUUUACUGAAAUAAAAUGAAUUAAAGAACACUAAAUAAGAAA
This is a messenger RNA of Scatophagus argus, 4109 nucleotides long. RefSeq names its product molybdenum cofactor sulfurase (gene mocos). The transcript has 15 exons. The record is from RefSeq and is a predicted model, not a curated record. Gene Ontology annotation, molecular function: molybdenum cofactor sulfurtransferase activity; molybdenum ion binding; pyridoxal phosphate binding. The coding region runs from base 387 to 2897 and encodes 836 amino acids. Lineage: Eukaryota; Metazoa; Chordata; Actinopteri; Scatophagidae. Gene Ontology annotation, biological process: Mo-molybdopterin cofactor biosynthetic process.